Molecule: messenger RNA, 4470 nt
Organism: Myripristis murdjan (pinecone soldierfish)
Lineage: Eukaryota; Metazoa; Chordata; Actinopteri; Holocentriformes; Holocentridae
Gene: znf839
Product: zinc finger protein 839
Exons: 10
Coding region: 434-3481 (1015 amino acids)
Source: RefSeq, a predicted model, not a curated record
ACACGCGCGCGCCAGUAUCUCAUUAUUUUUCUUGUUCAUGUCAGACAGAUUCAGACUGUCUGGUAUAAAUUAUGUGAUACUUAAAGACCAGUGGUUCCGAGUGAGUGGGUGUGAGAGAGAGAGGGCUCGGUCCUGAUCCGGAUCCGGUCCAGUCAUCGGUGGUUCCGGUCCAGGACUUGGCGGCGCCCGGUCCUGCUGAGGGAAAUGCUAGGCUAGUUAUAAACUCAAAUCACGAACCGUUAUCUUUCCGUGUUUUUAACGCAGUAGUUGAUGUUUUCCGUCGUCACGGCGGUGCAUUUUAUUCGUUCCUGCACAAAACGUAAGUAAGGAAACUUGUGUUGGAUCGGACUGACCCUCCCGCUGCCCGGACCCGCCGCUGCCACCAAUCUGUGCUAAGCUAGCUGUUAGCCGUUAGCCUUUAGCCUCAGCCAAAAUGGCGGACAACGAGGAUGACAGCGGUUUGUCCAGAACAAUAACAGCCGCCGCCGGAGCGGAACCGAGUCUCGCUGCCUCCGGGCCGCCGGCGACCCCGGAGCCCCGGCCGCCGGCACACAGCAGCCAGACGGCCGAGAAAACGGCGGCGGCGCCCGCGACUUCGCUUCAGGAGUUCCUGCAGCCCUGUCCGGGGAAAGCAGAGCCGGAGUGCCGGCUGCCGGAGGCCGAGGAGCAGAGCAUCCUGAUCGGCGCAGAGUUCACCGGCCUCGGCCCCGAGCUGGUCAACAGCGACCUGGCCAACACAACCAUCAUCUACGUGCAGCCAGACGGCAGCCUGGUGCAGGGCUCCGGGCUGACGGCGGAGGAGCAGCAGGCUCUGCUGGAGCAGCUCACCAAGCAGCAGAUCGUCCAGGUGUCCGACUCCGAGGCGGCGCAGCUUCUCCAGCACAACCAGGUGCUCAAAACCAUCCCGGGAACCCAGCUGGUCCCCAACGCGGCCCUGGCACCCAACCAGCUGCAGCAGGUCAUCGACCAGGUCACCAAGUCCCACCAGCAGCAGCAGGUUCCCCCGCAGACCCCCGCAGCCCGGCCGACCGAGCAGCAAGUCCUAACCGUGGAGGCCGGAGGUUUGUUCACCGAGGUGUCGGCCAGCCCCACCGCCCAGAACAACGCCUCCCAGCAGCUGAAGAACGUCGCCAAGCAGGUCGCCAUGCAGGCCGGCACCGCGGUUCGAGUGGUGCCCAAGAAGGCAGAGCCAAUCAGGAUCCAACUGCAGGUCCCUCCCAAACAGGAAGUGAAGGCCGGUGCCACCAUCACGCUCCCUCAGCAAAAGAGUCUGGCUCUCAGUCAGCCGCAGGUCAAGGUGUCAACCAACGGCGGCGUGAGCCCGCAGAUCAUCCACAUCCAGCCAAUGGUAGGCCAGCAGGGUCAGCAGUUCUUCCUGCAGCAGAAUCCCGGGGACCCACCCAUCCAGCUGCUGCUGCAGAGCCCCGCCCCUGUGGUUGGCUCCCUGCUCCCAUUGGUCCACAAGUUAACGGGCCAGCCGACAGCUGCCAAUGCCGCUUCCGGUCCGGCGCAGAAACCCACCAACGCCCCCGUCCGCCUGCAGACUCCUGCCGUCAUCAAGGCCCCGCCCACUUCGGCCUCUAAAACUGUCACCAUCCCCCUCGUCAAGGCCCCGGCUAAUGGCACAGCAACUGUCGCCGUUAAAUGUCCCGUUAAAUCUCCCGCCGUUAUUGCAGCACCUCUGGUCCCGAACACGACCGCCGUGAGCCGGGCGAGCGGCGCGCCGCCAGAGAGGGAAAGAGUGAAGGAGAAAGAGAAGAAAAGCAAAACGAGAGAAAAGAAGGCAGUGAAGGUUCAGACGAGGUCGGGUCGCGUGUCACGACCGCCAAAGUACAAAGCCAAGGACUACAAGUUCAUCAAGAACGAGGACCUGGCCGAGAGCCACCAGUCCGACUCGGACGACUACUCCGAGAUGAGCGUGGAGGAGGAGGAGGGCGAGGAGGGCAAGAAGGAGGCCGCCGCCGCCUCGUCCUCCUCUGCCGUCACCUACAGCCACAAGUCCAGAGCGUUCCGCUGCCAGACCUGCGACAAGGCCUACAUCGGCCACGGCGGCCUGAACAGACACUACAAACUGAACCCCUCCCACGGCGAGCCCGACCCCGCCGGGGGGGCCGAGCCAAAACAGGAGGAGAAAAACAGCAAACCUGCAGCUGCCGCUCCGCAGAAGGUGGAGGCAGGUCCUGCGGCAGCAGUGGGACUCCGGGGCCUCCAUACCCGGGGGCCGGGUCGGCCCCGGGGCCGGGGGAGAGGCAGGGGCCGGGGCAGGGGCAGGGGCCGGGCAGUGGGUCCUCCUCCUAAGGUGGCAGUGGGUGUGGUCAGCAGACGGGGACGCCGGGGCCGACCUCCGAAGCUGGGAGGCGCUGCAGCAUCAGGACAGCAGGCUGAGAGGAGGAGGGAGAGGCUCCAGGAGCUGGUGCAGCAGUGUGAGGAUGAGGAGCUGAUGGAUGUCGUUCUUCCUCGUCUCGCCAAAGCGCUCUCUCUCUGGGAGCUGCUACAGGCCAAGGUGGAGGGCCGGCCGGCGAGGACUCAUUUCCCGGACAUGUACCGUGAGUUUGAGUCCCUGCAGGCGCAGGUGAGGCGCUCGGCUCAGGAUUACAUCAGCACGCCGCAGGGCGUCGGCACGGCGCUGGAGGUCCGAAACAUCGAGGUGGCCAGGUCUCUUGGGAUCUUUGAUGAGGUGAACAAGCUGAAAGUUCUGCCUGGAGCCUCUGGAAGCUCCGCCUCCAAGAAUGUUCGCUACAUGGAGAAUUCCAAGAUGCUGCCGCCGUCCAAGAGAUUCAAGAUGGAGAACAGCGUCCCCGUUCACCAGAAUGGCCUGGAGACGCCCACAGUUGGGAGUCCCGUGACCUCGGUGACCCCCGUGACCCCCGUGACCUCUGUGACACCCGUGACCUCGUCGCUGAGGUCCUGUUCAGUUUCUGUCUCUCCUCUGGACGUCCCAACAGGAUCCAGACUCCCGACCACCACCACGUCCACCUGCAGCUCCUCUAACUCCGCCCCCAUCAAGACGGCCUCCCCCGUGGGCCCGCCGACCAUCACGGCUGUGGAGGAGAGCCAGGAGGCGUCAGGCACUGAGGGCGAGGCGGCGGAGGCGGGGCAGACGGGCGCCACAGAGGACCAGGCGCUGAGCAGCAGUGACAUCACAGCCCAGAUGAAGGAGCUGGAGAAGGCGCUGGGUUCGGAGGCGGUAGCCGAGACACCCGCCCGGACGUCGGCGGGCUGUCCGGCCCAGCAGGGCGAGGCGGGCGAGGCGGCCCAGGCGGCGAGCGGCGAGGCCAGAGAGCUGCAGGAGGGCCAGGAGAUCUACAUCCAGACCGAAGGUCUGACGGUGCAGCUGGCCGAGCCCGGCUCCGACGGCAUCGUCAUCGUCAACGGGCCCGACGGGACCACCAUGCACAUCCGGACCCCGGAGGGCGUCCCCCUGGAGGCCGUGCACGCCCUCCUGGGCAUCGAGGCGUCAGAGAGUCGGGCGCAGCCCUGAGCCGGCGGCACGUUUAUGUACAUACACAGAAUCUAUAAUUUAUAUUCACAUCAGUAAUGGACUGAGCAGAUGAAGUGUUUUUAAACGAGGCCACGGCAGCUCCAGUGUUUCUGUUCAGUGUGACAAUGCGCCGGCACGUUGCCAUGGCAACAACACAACGAGGGGAUCAGUAUCACGUUAUAAUGACAUCUCUCCUCGCUGACAGAUGAUCUGCCUCUAAAACAGUCUGGGUCAAACAUAUGAUGUCAGAUGAGUUUGCGCCGUAAUAAAGAGAAAAGAGGCAGAACCUGAAACCUGAAACUGUUCCCAACCUUGUUCUGUGGUGGCAGCGGGACGCCGCCCGCAGCCUCGGUCCCGUGGCUUUCAGUCCCUUUCUCCUGUCUGAGAUCAGCAACAGGGGGAAGAGCUCUGCCUCCUGUGGCGUCUCCGACACCGGGCACUGAGAAGGGAGUGGCCUCUGCGGCGGGACGCUCGUCGUCUCAGACGGGACAGGGAGGAGACGUGAAUGUAAAAAACUGUCAGUCUUAGUUGUUUCUCCAUCGCCUGAACGAGUCGACUGAGCCUCAGUUUGGUUUUUAAUUUUGAUUUGGUUCAUUUUAUUGACCCUCUGAGGGCAGGAUGACAGGGUCACGUGGAGGAAACGAGCUCCUUCAUGCUGUUGAUGAUCUGGUGGAUUUUAAGGGUUCCUCAGUAUUCUGUACAUUUGUAAAGUUCUUUUUCAGUGUUUUCAUAUUUGAUAGAAUAGCCCUUCAUUUAAGAGACAAAGUGCUUAGUUGGUUGUGAUAUGUUUAUAUGUAGAUAAAUAUGAAAAGAAAGUACAAAAAAGUUGCACUAUUUUAUUACUUUUUAUAAAAACUCCUGGCGUAACAUUUUCCAGACGUGAGCUGAGGUUUGUACGGGACCUGAGAGAAGGAAGUCGUGUUUUAUUCAUUUUGUUCAAACAUUUCAGCAGCAGCUCCUGUUCCUCCAAUAAAACCACCUGAAAACUC